CUACGUGGCCCGUGCGCGGGGGGACGUCACCCAGCCUGGUGCGUGGGCAAAUAGGGUGAAAAAUGACGGGCGAGGUGUAGGGAGGGGCCCUGUACUAUGCGCGAAAAGGGAAAGAAUCAAUCAGCGGAAAGGCGGUUGGAGAGCAGCACAAGAAACGGCCCUAUCACCACUUAACAGCUUGAUUGUGCAUGGCUGUGUCAGUCGCUCAUUUCUGAGCAAUCGGUGACACAAAUUGUUACUUUUGUUCUUUCUGGGAGGGUGGAGCCUAGACGUUGCGUUAACCCACAUUAGGUUUUGGCAUUCACGACCUCCCCCUGGCCGUCAUUCCUAUAUUACCCACCCACCAAGUCCCCAAGACUCAGUGCCCAACGCGGAAAUCUCUAAGACCUAGAACCGCCACGCACGAGCUUCCAGGGUCAUUGAAGCUAGAAAGCUACACCAAUCAUGGACAACAAACCCGUGAUAGGCCUCCUCGGGGGCGGCCAGCUGGGCCGAAUGCUCUGCGAAGCCGCCGGCCCGCUUGGCUUCGACAUCGCCAUCCUGGACGAGGCGGGCUCGCCAGCCAAGCGGGUCGCCGAAAACGGCCUGCACAUCGAGGGCUCGUUCAAGGACCCCGUCAAGAUCCGCGAGCUUGCGGCGCGAUCCGAUGUGCUGACGGUCGAGAUUGAGCAUGUUGACACCGAAGUGCUCGAAGACAUCGAGACCAACGGCGUCGAGGUCGUCGCCACCGACGGCACAAAGACGCUCAAGAGGGUGCCCGUCCACCCGUCCUGGAGGACCAUCAGGCUCAUCCAGGACAAGUACGAGCAGAAGGAGCACUACCGCCGUCAUGGCCUGCCCAUCGCCGACCAGGUUGCCAUCGCUCCGGGGGAUGAGAUGGCCUCGCUGGUGGACGCGGGUCGCAAGCUCGGUUACCCGUUCAUGCUCAAGGCUCGCAAGGGCUCCUACGACGGCAGGGGGAAUUUCAAGGUCUCGAGCGAAGGCGACCUCGAAGCAGCCGUCAGGGAACUGAAAGGCCUGCCGCUAUACGCCGAGAAGUGGUGCAGCUUCGCCAAGGAGCUGGCCGUCAUGGUGGUUAAGACCGAGAGCGCUGGAGAACUCAAGUCGCUGCUGGCCUAUCCUGCCGUCGAAACGGUGCACGAGGACAGUAUCUGCACCAAGACCUUCAUGCCGCCCCGUGGUGUGCCCAAACAGGCGUGCGAGAAGGCCCGCGAGACGGCCUGCCAGGUCAUCUCGACCCUGACAGGGAGGGGUGUUUUCGCCGUGGAGAUGUUCCUGCUCGACGACGGCUCCAUCCUGGUCAACGAGGUUGCCCCGCGCCCGCACAACUCAGGCCAUUACACCAUCGAGGCCGUUCCCUAUUUCUCCCAGUACAAAGCCCAGCUCUACGCCCUCCUGGACCUACCGCUGCCCGAGCGCCUGACCCCGCGCGUACCGUCAGCCAUCAUGAUCAAUAUCCUGGGCGGCGCUGGGCCCAAGUCACACGAAAAGCUCGUCAACGCGGCGGCGAAGACCUUUGGCGACAGCAUGGACGUGUAUGUGCAUCUCUACGGCAAAGCAAGCAAACCGGGGAGGAAGAUUGGCCAUAUCACGACGACAGGCCAGUUUGGUGUCGUCGACCUGGAGCGCCACUCUGCGCCACUGAUGGAACUCGCAGACGCCAUUAGGCAGGAGCGUCUGAGUGCGGCGACUUCACAGCUGAGGCCGCAGCAGCCAGCGCCUGCCACUGCAGGAGGGCCGACGUCGCCCGGUGCUCUCGUCCUUGUGACCAUGGGCUCCGACUCGGACCUGCCCGUCAUGAAAGCGGGCCUGGCCGUGCUCGAGGAAUUCGGUGUUCCCUUCGAGGUCAGGAUCACUUCGGCUCACCGAACGCCGAACUUGAUGCUCGACGUGGCCGCCGAGGCUGCCGGCCGUGGUAUCAAGGUCGCCAUUGCCGCGGCAGGUGGUGCAGCACACCUACCUGGCAUGUUCGCGUCGCACUGCCCGAUCCCCGUUAUAGGGGUGCCUGUUAAGGCAACCCACUUGGACGGGAUGGAUAGUCUGCUCAGCAUCGUACAGAUGCCCAGGGGGGUUCCUGUUGCCACGGUGGGCAUCAACAACUCGACCAAUGCGGCCCUGCUGGCCAUCAGGAUAAUCGGAUCCUUCAUACCCAAGUACCAGGACCACAUGAGGAGGUAUCAAUUGGAUAUGGAGGAUGCGGUGUUGGCAAAAGACAGGGAUCUCCAAAACAUCGGUUUCAAGGGCUAUCUGAGUAAGAUGGGCAAGUAGCAGAGUCAUGUCUCAUUGUCCCGUGCCCCCCUCCAGGCGUCGGUACCUGAUCCCGUCAUCUCACUUCUAUCUGACUUGCCUGCACGCACGCUCUGUGCCGGCCCCACGGGCCACGCUUGGGUUUACGAUGUGGCUAUUUGGUAGUAGUAAGCUGUUUACAUACAAAAAUUAGUGGUAGUUUAAGCGUGGCUUAAAACUUGCUCCCUAACACUAGAAAAAUACUAGGAAAAAUAAAAGAAUAUAUAACUUUAUAGGAAAAUAAUUAUAUUUAC
Molecule: messenger RNA, 2540 nt
Organism: Gaeumannomyces tritici R3-111a-1
Lineage: Eukaryota; Fungi; Ascomycota; Sordariomycetes; Magnaporthales; Magnaporthaceae
Product: phosphoribosylaminoimidazole carboxylase
Exons: 2
Coding region: 445-2268 (607 amino acids)
Biological process (GO): 'de novo' IMP biosynthetic process
Molecular function (GO): metal ion binding; phosphoribosylaminoimidazole carboxylase activity; ATP binding
Source: RefSeq, a predicted model, not a curated record